UGAAGAUCACGCGGCCUGGAUGCCGUUAGCCUAUCGCACCGGAGGUGCGAGAGACCUUACUGCUGGAGGAACUUGCUGUCACACAAAUAACGAUGGAGGAGACACAAACUUCCGAAACUGGUGGAGGGCAGCCUUUCCGCCAGGCGUGACGCGGUAUGUGAGCAGCAUUAUACUCUGGAACCGUGAGGACUGCUGCACAGACAAGCUAGACAAUGCGCGAAUCAUGUACGACGAUUAUCUGGGAAAUGCGCCGAGUGUGCAGAUCGCUGGUCCAGAAAUAGACAAAUCCGUAGACCUAAGCGGCGCAACGUCAAUUGGUGCAAUCGCUGGCGACGCAGCGGGGACAACGAUUAUGGCUGCUCUCAGACCGAAGAGACUGCUUCUCAGACUGAAGAGACUGCUAUUACUCGUUGGCUUCGCUCCCACCGAGGUGUGCCAUUCUCGUGGGAUUUUCGACAAGACACAACAUAGCUAGCUACUAGAUAUCGGCCAAACCUUGGGACUUCUUUGCCAUGCCUUAGCCCCUCACGUUCGCCUUGGGUGUUGCACCUUUUGUUCCGCCUCGCUGUCUCCAAGUCUCUGUUCUCCUUCACCUUCCUCACCUCCACCUCCCUGCCUUCACCUCCCUGCCUCCAUUUCCUAACCUCCACCUCCCUGCUUCCACCUCAACGAUUAUGGCUGCUCUCAGACUGAAGAGACUGCUUCUCAGACUGAAGAGACUGCAAUUAUUUUCUCGGCUACUGGCAGAGUCAGACUUAGACGAGUGAGAUAGUUAGAACAUCGUGGUGUAUGACGACAAAGUCCGUCAUCUCUUAUUGAGUACUCCUGCUUGUACUCAGUAGAGAUGACGAGACUCCUUCACGUGGCUGCUUUUACCGGAGAUUCCUCAUUUCGUGGCUGUUUUUACGAGGAGAUCACGAAGUAAGGACUUCGUCUUCUAUUUCAUGGCUUCGCGCCUAAGAGCUCUCACCGUAUUUUUAGACUCUAACACCCUCACGGUUCGACGGAAGAUCAACGCCUUAACAUUGUUCACGAAGUUUGAUGACACCAAUGGAGGGAUAUUGACGCUGUGUGGGAUUCACGUGAUUGGCGCCAAAGUGUUCCAAACGACUUCAAUUAAUGGAGGGCUUUUUGAGACGGUGUCGCAGUCGGGCACUAAACACUACGAGGGCUUUCCCUACUUGCCGCUGCUGUACAGGAAAGAAGCGGAGGACCCAGGUGCAUCAAGGACUUGGCCAGCAUAUUGCUUUAUGGCGGGAGCUAGUCGGGGCUAGCUAACCCUUAUUCGAUCAGGAACUACACUCUACUGAGGACUAGAGAACUACUAGAGACUGUCUUCUCAGAGACUUAACUACUCGAAAACUGAAAAUAAGCGAGUUACUGAAUGAAAUAAGGGAGGUAGCUUUGACAGGGCUGCUCUUCCUUGUUCAGUAUCUUCUCGCUGAGUUUCAGCAGUUCCUCGCUUAUUUCAGUUUUUCGAAUAGCAUGAAGCAAGUAUUUGCCUCUCUACUUCUUACUGUAGCUCUCAGCUUCCUAACCCGCCUCCUCUAAUAGCCCUAGAACGACAGCUAGCAGCCCAGCGUGGUGGCGCGUCACAUUCCCAGACGAUGAGGAGAGAUAUGUUAGCACAGUGGUCAUAUGGAACGUGGACGAUGCAACUCAGAGUGCAGGCCUCAAUGGAGCCCGUAUCAUCUUCAAUGGCGAUCUAGAAUCGAUAGGCGCGUCCACAGAUAGUCCUUCGGAAACGGAA
Molecule: messenger RNA, 1750 nt
Organism: Amoebophrya sp. A25
Lineage: Eukaryota; Dinophyceae; Syndiniales; Amoebophryaceae
Source: the annotation of a GenBank genome assembly